CCUGCCUGCUCGACAAGGAGGGGACUGCGUCAAGCAGCGCAGGACUUUCGCGCAGAGGAGCUGUGAGCAACAGACAAGCUCACCUCACUAAACCAACAGAGACGGGUGGUUUAAUAUGUCCACGAGUUGAACAUUAUUUCUAGCUGUCUUUCGACGCUCUCAAGUCCAUCGAGUCGCGGUCCAGAGGACUUGCACUCUCUCUCUCUCUCUCUCUCUCUCUCUCUCUCUCUCUCUCUCUCUCUCUCUCUCUCUCUCUCUCUCUCUCUCGCACCCCCCCCCUCUCCCACUGGCUGGCUUCGGUGACAAACCGAGCACGCCGCCGCCGCUGCCGCUAUUGUGAGAAGAAAAACAAGCUAGUCGGCUAAGCUUGUGUGAUCAUUGACAGAGUUCAAUACACACAAGCCGAGAGUGAUAACCGGCAGAGGGAGCCUUGUGCAGUCACACUUGUGGAAAUCUUCGAGAAGUGGGAAUAUUUCACAGCGGAGGCAUUUUAGACGAGUGUCGAAUCGGGAGUCGUCGUCACCAUCUCGAGCAGUUUGACCAGCUGUCUGCCGCCCCCUCCCAACCCAGACAGUCUUCUGCCCCAGCAUGAAUGAAGUCGGCGUUGUGAGAGAGGGAUGGCUCCACAAGCGAGGUGAGUACAUUAAAACCUGGAGACCUCGUUAUUUCAUCCUAAAGAGUGACGGCUCCUUCAUCGGCUACAAAGAGAAGCCCGAAGUGUCCAGUGAUCACAGCCUGCCACCUCUCAACAACUUUUCCGUCGCAGAAUGUCAGCUGAUGAAGACCGAGCGGCCCAGGCCCAAUACGUUUGUUAUCCGCUGCCUCCAGUGGACGUCAGUUAUUGAGCGCACCUUCCACGUAGACAGCAACGAGGAGAGGGAAGAAUGGAUGCGAUCGAUCCAGGCAGUGGCAAACAGCUUGAAGAGCCAGCAGCAGGACGAGGAGCCCAUGGAGAUCAAAUUUGGCUCGGCGAGUGACAGCAGUGGCACAAUGGAGAUGGAGAUCGCCGUGUCCAAAUCUCGCUCAAAAGUGCAGACCAUGAGUGAUUUCGACUACCUUAAGCUCCUGGGCAAGGGGACGUUUGGCAAAGUGAUCCUGGUGAAGGAGAAGGCCACGGGCAUGUACUACGCCAUGAAAAUCCUCCGUAAAGAAGUCAUCAUUGCAAAAGAUGAGGUAGCGCACACGGUAACAGAGAGCAGAGUCCUGCAAAAUACGCGGCAUCCCUUUCUCACAACACUAAAAUAUGCUUUUCAAACAAACGAUCGUCUAUGCUUUGUGAUGGAGUAUGCAAAUGGGGGAGAACUCUUCUUUCACUUAUCCCGGGACAGAGUCUUCACAGAAGACAGGGCCCGAUUCUAUGGUGCAGAAAUAGUAUCGGCACUGGAGUAUCUACACUCAUGCAAUGUUGUUUACAGGGAUUUAAAGCUGGAAAAUCUCAUGUUGGAUAAAGACGGCCACAUAAAGAUAACAGAUUUCGGCCUGUGCAAAGAAGGCAUCACAGACGGCGCCACCAUGAAAACCUUCUGUGGGACCCCCGAGUACCUGGCACCCGAGGUACUUGAGGACAACGACUACGGCCGCGCUGUGGACUGGUGGGGUCUGGGCGUGGUCAUGUACGAGAUGAUGUGUGGCCGCUUGCCCUUCUACAACCAGGACCACGAGCGACUCUUUGAACUCAUCCUCAUGGAGGAAAUCCGCUUCCCCAAGAACCUGGCACCUGAAGCCAAGGCGCUGCUGGCAGGCCUGCUCAAAAAAGAUCCCAAGCAGAGGCUCGGAGGCGGACCUAACGAUGCCAAAGAAGUGAUGACUCACAAGUUCUUCACCUCCAUCAACUGGCAGGAUGUCUUAGAGAAAAAGCUCGUCCCACCUUUCAAACCCCAGGUCACCUCGGAGACGGACACGAGAUACUUUGACGACGAGUUCACAGCACAAACCAUCACAAUAACUCCACCAGACAAGUAUGACAGUUUAGACCCCGAGGACUCAGAUCAGCGUACACACUUCCCUCAGUUCUCCUACUCUGCCAGCAUACGAGAAUAGUGGCUCAGACCUUUGACCAAGCAGGCGGCAGGCAUGCUAACACACAACCCAAAUCUCACAUUUGCACUUGCACUGCUGAGGACAAAUCGAAUGACACAUGCACACACACUAACUGGCACAAGACACAAUUUCAUCUGCUCUUUUACCCAACGCCCCCUUCCCCGCUCAUCCAACAUGCAUACACACACACACACAUACACACACAUAGACCAGCAGAGAAUCAUGUACACAAUGAACACGCAGGCUGUGAAUUUGCAAUUUUGCGAGUGAUGGACCUCAGUGGGGUUUUACGAGAACAGGCGGACAACUUCAUCUCCGUACAUCCUCUCAGGGGCACCCCGGGGUGGCUGCAGUACACUGGGCACACUUUGAAACCAGGUUCUGCCAGCAAGUACCAGCUCGAUACCAGCCGUAGACACACAGCCCUGACGCUUAGACUGCAUCUUGCAUAGACACGUUAUGCAUACAAUUUUGUUUUUAAAUCAAAAAUUAGAAUGAUGGAAAAGAUAUUGGGUGAUAAUUGACCAAUUUAAACUUCCUCGAUUGUUACAGUUUUAAAUAUGAAGCCAUAUUUCUGCUUUUUUUUUUUUUUUUAAAUAAGUGCUCUUUCUGGAACUUGCUGUUACAAAUCGUGCGUGUGCGCGUGUGAGAGAGAGAAAGAGAGACAGACACAAAGAGAGGAGAGGAUAAGAUUGCCAUUUUUGUGUACGCAUUGCAUGUGUCACUUCCGAAUGAGCGUGUGAGAGAACAGUUUUUGUUUCACAACCAUCCAUUUUGUCUGUUUUCAUGGAUGCGGAAAAGUCGGGCAAGCAAGGACACUACACAGUGAUGGCCUUCUAAAGGGAACAAACCUGUUAUUUAUGAAAAAGUAACUUGCGUGGCUCUGAAAUUGUAUGGCUUAAAAAGAAAAUGUAGCUGUGUGUCACACUUCUAGUCACUAGGGCCAAGUUCAAGGCCAGUUCCAGUACGCUAUGAGAGGCAACUUGACCCAAGCAAUUCACCACCAUCAGUCCAGUCAUCUUCACUGCCAGGCGUAUUAAUCAAUGACGCCUUUUACAUCUGUGUUUUUCCGCCCUUCUCCCACAUUGCUAUUCUGUAUAAACAACACCGGCAUGGGAUCGCGGUCUACCCAGCAAUUUUCUUCCUUGCGUCGCAUCAGAGCCAUAACCUGGGUGUGACGCCACAUACGUUUGUUUCUGUCGCGAAAAAAAAACCUGCAGUUGUGCUGAAAGCGAUUAUCGCCGUCUGACAAGUCUUCUUGAUCAUCGCACCAGACAACAGGAGCUGUUGCAGGCAAUGGCCUGCUUCGCUGGGUUCUGUAUAAAAGGUAAAUGCAGAUCAAAGUAAGAUCCGCUGUAAGGGCUCUGAUGCAGAUAUUUUUGCAAGAUUUCUGUGUAGAAGAGCCUCAUUUCGGCUGAUGUAUAAUUUAGUCACGUCAGGUUCUGGCCAGAUUUUAUAUGAAAUUGUGUUCAUAUUCAUUUUGGAGAACAUGCUGGCUAAAAUGUGUUUUUUUUCUAAAGGAAAAUCAAUUUGUUUCAUUUUUGUUUCGUUGUCAUUCUUUGUGUUUUGUUUUCCCCGUUGUUCGUAUAUUUCUAAAGAAAAUUUGAAAAAUGUCAUGUUAAGCAUACGUUUUACAAAAUAUAUAUUAAAUUGUCUUCAACUGCUUUCUUUUUUUAAAAUUUUAAUUUCUGUAGUGAGCAAAACACAACAAAAAAUAAACACAACAGCAAAUGAAAAAACAAAAGUAGCUGAACAAAAAUCUUAACACAACAGCAAAACAAAAACAGAUCAACAAAAAAAUCGAACACAACAGCAAAUAAACACAAAAUGAAACGACAAAAACAUCUUAAACAGAACAGCAAAUCAAAAAAUAAAACAAAGUGAAAAAAAAUCUGCAAAUUACACAAAACAAAAAAGCAGCAUGAUGGACUGUUGUCCCUCUUGUCCAAAAAGUGAGGGGUCUGAUCAAAUUGUGUGUGUAGUUUUGAUUUGCUGCCUUGUUUUUUUAACUGUUGUUUCGCUUUCUGUUGUUUUUAGUUCUUUGUUGUUGUUUUUUAAAUUUGCUGUAGUGUUUUGUUCAGAAAUUUGAUUUUAUAUUUCUUUGCAUUUGCUGUUCUCUUAUUUAUUUGCUGUUGUGUUUUGUAAUUCAGAGCUACUGCGGCUUUCCACCGGACACUACUGGUCACACUUCAUCAGAAUUGUUUUUGACAUAUUAAACAAUAAUGAAAGCCAGACACGUAAUUGACUACAAAACAAACAAUAACCAGGCAUCCUCAUGACCUUUUUAAUUUAAUAUCAUCCUUUUUGUGAGUGAUGGUGUGAUUGUGAGAUGUUUGAGUGGCAGUAAGAAUUUCUUUUUUUUUUAAUGGGUGCAUCAGGUGCCCUAAUGCGGAUGAAGACUUAAUCCAGGGGGUGGGAACCUUCGGGCCUUGGGCCAUGCAAUUCAAAAAAAAAAUAGUUGACCACCCACAUGCUCUUGUUUCGACUCUCGGAUUUGCAUACUUGCGAUUUUUUUCACUGUUUUUAUUUUGGGUUUUUUUUCCCUAUCCCCCCCCCCAAAAAAAAAACAUCCACUCCCCUCAUUUUUAGUGGAAAACAUAUUGAAAGUUUAUCCGUGAACAGUUUUUGGGGGUUGUUCAAAACAAUACACACACAAUGCAUAUCAAUGUGCGAAUAAUUAUGUGUGGAUUUUUGCUAUUCGCUGGCCCCUUGCAAAUAGUGGCGGUCGACUGUGAAUCCCCCUCACAUGGGUCCCAAAAUAACAUACAUUAGUGCAAAAUCGUCCCUUGAUUGCGAUUAUUUUUUUCCUAAAAGCCUUAAUUGAAAUGAAAGCGACCCUGGUCGGAAAUGCUUCACCAACCCUGCUGUGAUCAAAUAUCUUUGAAUCUCCAGUUGACAACUGCAGCACCUCGUUUUACCGGCUCAUGCCGCCUCUCGCCUCGUGUCCCGCUUCAGAGUGGGCCACCAUCUGGACAUCAGAACUACUGCACUGAUGGGACUCCACUGUGGAUUUGCCUUCAUUUCCUGCCGCGGCCAUAAGGGGGCGGUACUGAACUUUGUGGGGAUGCUUGCGGCGUGUGGGUGGGAGGACGGUGUUGAAGCCAUACACAAAACCUCGCUGCUGACCACGCUUGAAAUGCUUUAACGGGCUGAACUAGUGGACCUCUCCUGUAGGACAUACGCUGGCACAACAAGUGCCUUCUCACUAUUGUGUAAAUGGCCAAAAAAAAUACACACAUUGAUGGAGGAUGCAGCAUAGGUAGUUUGGGAAGUGCGCGGCUUUUGUAGAAUUUGACUUGCAGCUUUAUCUUGCUUUGCUGUGUAUUUGAAUGUGAUCAUCAGUCACGAAUGUCACACCGGAUACUAAUGUAACAUGACUUGAUUUUUUUCUCCCUUCCGUUUUGCUAAUCGCAAUUAGUUAAUGCUCAGAGAGCUGUUUCAAAAAGUAUUUCUAAAGGCAGGAAACUCCUACUGAACAGUACCAGACUCUCAUUUGCAAGACAAUGUAAUGGGUGAAACCUGCUAAGGAGCUCAUGACAUUUGCAAUGAUAAUGUGCCAGUAAACAUUUUUACUGAACCAA
Messenger RNA from Hippocampus zosterae (dwarf seahorse), 5621 nucleotides. RefSeq names its product v-akt murine thymoma viral oncogene homolog 2 (gene akt2). Gene Ontology annotation, molecular function: ATP binding; protein serine/threonine kinase activity. The transcript is spliced from 14 exons. Lineage: Eukaryota; Metazoa; Chordata; Actinopteri; Syngnathiformes; Syngnathidae. Gene Ontology annotation, biological process: protein phosphorylation. Bases 589 to 2040 code for a protein of 483 amino acids. The record is from RefSeq and is a predicted model, not a curated record.